Thlaspi arvense is the source of this 276-nucleotide messenger RNA. NCBI's taxonomy places the organism in Eukaryota, Viridiplantae, Streptophyta, Magnoliopsida, Brassicales, Brassicaceae. The record is from the annotation of a GenBank genome assembly.
AUGGCAGGAACCCCUUUUACCUACCUAAAGCACCAUGUUGAUGAUAUUGAUGAAGAGACAUACAAGUGCUGCUACAAUGUGAUUGAAGGUGAUGCCCUAACUGGUAAGCUAGAGAUGAUCUCUUACAAAAUUCAGCUCAUGGCCUCCCUCGAUGGUGGUUCCAUUGCCAAGACCACAAGCAAGUACUAUCCCCUAGAAGGUGUUGUUUUAAGUGAAGAUGAGAUAAAGACAGAGCAGGAAAGGUCAAGGGCAACGUUUAAGGUCCUUCAAGACUAG